CCGCCGGGGCGGAGCCGGGAGCCUCCAACCAUUUCCGCUUCCGGCGCGGGCGCCAAGGCCGUUGGCGGGUGGUCCCCUCGGCGGAAGGGACGUCAGCGGAGGAAACGCGCUGUGCUGCGCAUGCGUAUUUGCGUCCUUGGGGGGGGGGGCCCGGGCCUGCACAACUCCAGUCCAGAGAUUGCUAUCGCCCAGAGGCUGGCCCACGAGCCAAUGGAAGAGAGCGUUGCUGGUUGCUAAGGAAACCCCAAGCGGCAAGAUGGCAGCCGCCGGCCAUGGGAGCCCGAGCUCCAGCCUUCCUCGCCGGGACCCACCGAGGCCGCCGCGGGACGGUUAUGGUGUCUACGUGUACCCGAAUUCUUUCUUUCGAUAUGAAGGAGAAUGGAAAGGAGGAAAGAAACAUGGUCGGGGGAAGCUGCUGUUUAAAGAUGGGGGCUAUUACGAAGGCGAGUUCACGGACGGGGAGAUCACGGGGGAAGGCUGCCGGAUCUGGGCCUCAUCAGGGAACACCUAUUCGGGACAGUUUGUUUUGGGAGAACCUCAAGGACGUGGCGUCAUGAAGUACAAAGCUGGUGGAUGUUACGAAGGGGAGCUCUCCCACGGCAUGAGAGAAGGAUACGGGCGUCUGGUGGACCGGGACGGACAAGCCUACUGGGGGUGGUUCCAUGACAACCAGCGACACGGCCAAGGACACAUGGUCUUCCGGAACGGUGACGAGUACGAAGGCGACUGGGUCCGGGACCAGCGUCAGGGGCACGGGGUGCUGCGUUGUGCCGACGGCUCCACCUAUGAGGGACAGUGGCACGGUGACGUCUUCAGCGGCCUGGGCAGGAUGACCCUCUGCUCUGGGGCCGUCUACCGCGGGAUGUGGAUCAAUGGCCACCCGGCGGCACAAGCCAGGAGGAUCGUGAUUCUGGGUCCAGAGGUGAUAGACGUGGCCCAGGGGUCUUCCUUCGACUUGAACGUUCAGCUGCAGCAGGACAGCGGGGAAGUUGCCGAGAGCGAGGAUGGCCGGGUUUUGAAGAUCUCGGCUGGCGUCAGGUACGUGCAGCUUCCGGCCUACUCAGAGGUCAGCUUUUUCAAAGUGGACAAGGACAACCCGGAGACACCCUUCCAGACCCCGUUUGGCUUUGAGUGCAUCGCCUAUCCUCUGUGGAGCCCCCAGUCUGGGGCCUUGGAGCCCAGAGCUGCCCUGGAAAGUGCCAGAGGAGAUCCACUGCUCCCCAGGGGAGACCGGGAGCCAGCAGUGGCAUCAGACACAUCUCGAGGCCAGAGGGACAUCCCCGGUGGCCCUCCCGGAGAAGCCCGGGGAUGCGAGCCCCACUGUCCUGAGGACUGCAGGCGAGUGGAACAAGGUUGUGCCCGGUUCUCGGACGUCUGCCUUGGGCCGCCCCCGCCCGGGUACAGCCCCGUCCUCUUCCUGGACGACCCCCGUGAGAAGGCAGGUGGCAGGCCCAGAGGGGGCCUGGGCCCCGGCAGGACGCCCACCACGCAGGACCCGCCAGGAGGCAGCAGGCCUGACGGGGCGGCCACCGCAGAGCCCGCGGCUGCGGCCCUCCCAGGGGAGUAUGUCGUCAUGAUCCGCGAUGUGACCGACCCUCCCUUCCUGGGCCACGUGCUGCCCACCGCCUUCAAACACCUUCGGGUCUCGGGGAAGGGGACGGACCGGCAGCCCCACAUCCCUGGAGAAGGCCCUGAAUCCCUGAGCUAGAAGAACCAUCCCCAUGCGCCCGAGAGCCACCAGUGUCCUCUCUCCCCCAGGGAGACCCCUGCCUUUCAAGGGCACCCUCCUCCCAGUGGCCUGAGUGGGGGCCGGAGGGGCCACCUUUCGUGCACCCCAAGGCCACUGGCUUUAAUAAAAUGCUCAGCACUGACUGCCGAGAGGUGCCUCGCCCAGACGCAAGCCCCUUCCCGCACACCCAGGAUACCCGUGGAGGCUCGGCCGGGUGCGUGCCGGACCCCCUUCCGCCUGGCACCCCCGGGCCCCAGGCUGAGCCCAGGCCGGGCUGGGGAUGGGACGGUCCCGGUCCCCCUGCUACGGAGUCUGGCAGCGACGCUGGCCCGACUGAGCCGUCAGAGCAAACACUGCCUCCCUGCCACAACCCCUGCCUUGGAGGGUGGCUCAGUCCCCCUCCUCCCCCCGCCCCGCAAACAGCCUGGGGACACUGGAAACGGCUGCCAAAGGAGAAAUCAAGAGGCAGUAAGCAGGUGACUGGCUUUCCAGAAACAAGCUUCGUGUCUGCAGGGACUGGGCAAGGGACACUUCUCGGAUUUUACAGCUGCCUCUGAAAUGCACCCGGUGCCCGGGAGAGGGGGGCUCUGGGCAGGUGGCGGGGCCUCCUCCUGCGUCCUCUCCCGAGUGGCCGCACAGUUCCUGCUUCCACGCCUGGGCUCACCCUGUGUGCACCCCGUGCUGGGGGGGCUAGACUUGCCCCUCAGCCACGAGGC
Molecule: messenger RNA, 2445 nt
Organism: Prionailurus viverrinus (fishing cat)
Lineage: Eukaryota; Metazoa; Chordata; Mammalia; Carnivora; Felidae
Gene: MORN1
Product: MORN repeat containing 1
Exons: 14
Coding region: 257-1708 (483 amino acids)
Cellular component (GO): cytosol
Source: RefSeq, a predicted model, not a curated record